This is a messenger RNA of Fusarium sp. VM40, 2469 nucleotides long. The record is from the annotation of a GenBank genome assembly. Lineage: Eukaryota; Fungi; Ascomycota; Sordariomycetes; Hypocreales; Nectriaceae.
AUGGAGAAGAGAGCUCAGGCCACUGAGUCUCUCAUUCAAACAUCGAGUGGCCAAGUGGCCCUCGAUCAUGCUGUUCUAGCUGCCGAGCUGUACAUGCGAGCCGCUGGGGAGGCUGCUAAUAAGAAGGAUGCUGCACGUCUGCGACUGAAAUGUCAACAACUCAUAGCCCAGGCAGAGAAGCUCAAAGCCCAGCUCAACCAAACACCAAGCAUCUUGUUGCAAACCUCGCGCCUGCAUGCAAAUCUUUUCCCUCCAUGGUCAAAGCAACCCUCCGAUAGAGACUUUCAACUUGUUCCGGGAGAGGAGCCCUUCACCGACAAUGCUACUUUCACUUUGUCACCCAGGCAAACUGCUACUUUCGGUGGCUGGAAACGCCCACAAGAUCUUCACCCUGGUACUGAAAUGGACGACGAGGCUUUCAUAAAUUCCAGCAGCGGCUGUGACCUUGUUCAGGACGUGACAACCGACUGUUCCGUAGUCGCCAGUUUAUGCGCCGCUAUGCGCAUUUUGACAGGUCGAAAUUCGGUUCUCUCGUCUAUCUUGUAUCCGUUUGACCAUACGAAAGGCAUGCCUAAGGUCUCUGCUUCUGGCAAAUAUGUGUUGAGGUUAUACUUCAACGGCUGUUUCCGCCGUGUUGUAAUUGACGAGCGACUCCCAUCUUCCACCACUGACCGAACCCUUUACGUGGUUGACCGGCUCAACCCCCAACUGAUUUGGCCCGCCCUUUUAGAGAAAGCCUAUCUCAAAAUUCGAGGCGGAUAUGACUUUCCAGGGAGUAAUUCAGGGACCGACCUCUGGGUACUUACUGGAUGGAUUCCAGAGCAGAUUUUUCUACAAAGGGAAGAUCUGGAGAUGGACAGACUGUGGAGGCGAAUCAAGAACGCACAUGAUUCCGAGAACGUGGUAGUCACGCUCGGCACGGGGCGAAUUUCUGCUGAAGAAGAGGACCUCCUGGGUCUCAUCGGAGAGCACGACUAUGCCAUCAUGGACCUCGGGAUGAUUGGCGACAGCCGACGCCUCUUGGUGAAGAACCCUUGGUGCGACGGUCCAGUUUGGAAAGGGGGCGUUGGCCAACCUUUCGAUGCUGGCUCGUUGGCCUCGCAAACAUCCAACUCCCAGUAUAAACCGCCUCCAUCUGCUGCUGGCUCGUUCUGGAUGACCUUGGAAGAUGUCCUUCAGCACUUUGAGUCGAUGUAUCUGAACUGGAACCCGACGCUUUUCCCCUGCAGGCAAGAUCGCCACUUCACGUGGAAAAUGCCUCCUCAGGAGCUUUCCUCGUCUCUAAUACGCAAUCCCCAGUAUUCACUGAAAUCACCCGGUGGUGGACCAAUCUGGAUCCUCGUAAGCCGGCACUUCGUGGACGCCGAGUUGGAGAUUGCUCGGAAUAGGAAUGGCACAAUGGCAGCAGUCUCUGGGAAACUCGGCUAUAUGAGUAUUCUCGUCUUUGACAAUGACGGCUAUAAAGUCCAGGUUGGCGAUGGGGAUAUAUAUCGCGGGCCUUACGUCGACUCACCGCAGACCCUCGCACGUCUUGACACAAGUCCAAACAAACGAUAUACUAUCGUCAUCGACCAGCACGAAUUUCCGCUGCCAGAAUAUACACUUACUCUUUCGUUCUUGUCGCAAGACCAGAUUGUGGUCAACGAGGCCGAGGACGCCAUGACGCACGUAAAAGAAGUCGCUGGCUCGUGGACGCGGCGGACCGCAGGAGGCAGCGCGGCUUGCACAACAUACGCUACAAACCCUCAGUACAAGUUAUCGAUCGCUCAAGCAGGGCCUCUUUCCAUUCUGCUUUCGACUGAUAUGCAAGACAUCCACGUACAUGUUGAUCUGGUUUGGUCGCAAGGAGGACGGGUGCAAACACUCAAAGUUCGAGAUCUUGCAGGCUCCUCAGGCGAAUAUCGGAGAGGCUGUUCAGUGGCAAACAUCCCUCAAGUUGAUGCUGGGAUAUACACUGUAGUAUGUUCGACAUUUGACGCCGGGCAGCUUGCUGAGUUCGUCCUUCGUAUCUCAUCCAUGACAGCCGUAACAAUACAGUCCGUCCCUGCUGAUGCAGCUGGGAGACUUCGCAAAUCACUCACCCCUUUCAGACUAUCAGACGGAGAAGAAGUUAGGCGUGCGCAACUCUCGGCUACCUGGUUGACUCGAAUGAGCGUGACCGCAAGAAGCGUCUCCAGCCCAGGCUUGGAUCCUAACAACCGACCCUCAUCUACCCUGAUGAUACGAGUCUCUGUAGCUCAUGGAUGGGACCCUGAACGGGCCACGAUCGCAACAUCUGGUGACGGUGAGUUCGAAGAGCUGAAAACCAUAGUGCGAACUCCCGAACUAGAUAUGGAGCCAGCUAGGAUACAGAGGGAGGGUAUGUGGUUAGUGGUUGAAAGCAUGGGCACGCCACGAGCAGGAGAGUACAUUGAAAUUGAAAUCCACAGUGAUGGGCCUGUCAACAUAGGGUCUUGGGCGCUUGUUUGA